AUGACAGUCACAAUUCCAGGGGUCAAGGUCAACAUAAAGCCAUAUAAAAUUUCUGAAGCACAGCAAAAGGCCGUGUCUAAAGAGAUUAAGAAUAUUCUAGAGCUUGGUAUCAUUGAGGAGUCUACCAGUGAAUGGACCAGCCCCAAAGUUCUAAUUCUAUACCAGAUGGCAGCCUACACUUCUGCAAUGAUAUUCAUAAACUGGGAGACUCACUUAGUGAGCAUACAAGCAGCAUGCUCACUAACAGCCAACCCAAAGAAAUGCUGCUUAGCAAUGAAAGAGGCUAAAUACUUGGGGUUUACCAUAGGUAGAGGUCUGAAUAAGCCCCAACUAAACAAAAUUGAGGCUUUCCAAAACUGGCCUCAUCCAGUAAUUAAAAAAACAGAAAAAGAGGCUUUGGCCAUUAAGUGGGAAUUUGACAACUUGAGGUAUUACUUCUUGGGUAGACGGUUUAAACUAGUGACUGAUCAUGCUCUAUUAAAAUGGAUGUUUGUAAGUAAAGGGCAGAAUGCUUCUGUAAUGACUUCACAUUAUGGUUACAGUGUCUCCUGGUUCUUACGUCUCUGUAUGGCUGGAGUGUUCAUCAUUGCUGUUCUGUCAGUGGGCGUAUGCUUCUGUCACACCAAACAGGUACAGAAGUCUGCCCAGUGGUCUGCGUCCACACAGCGCCAUGUUGAGGAUGAAGAAUUAGCUGGUCUUUCAUCAGAUUCAUCUCAAGCACAACCCUGUCAGUCACUGGUGUCAUCUAGGCCACCAAGCACCAUCUUGCUGCUCCCUCAACACAUGACUCCACAUUCUUCUCAGCUUCUUGAGGAGCACACCCAACAGGAGGGUGCACCUGAAACGGAGCAAACAGACACAUUGAGUUUGACAGAUAUCCCUCCUACAUCACCCCCGUCAUCACGGAUGCUGACUUCACCAGCUGCACAGAUGAGCCUAACAUCAUCACCACCACCCAAUCCAGUGCAGUGUUUUUGGUCUACCUGGGCAACCCAACAAAACCACCACUUGGACUGCCUAAAAACACAAGUGCAGCAAAUAGCAACCCAGGCUAAAAACACCAAAUGGCUAAACACAAAUGUCACUCAUUUAACCACAGAGAUCACCAGAGUCGCUAAUACCCUGGAACAAAUGAGGAGUGACAAUAACCGCUUCCACGAUUCCUUUCUCCGACACAUGGAGGACAACAAAAAAUGCCACCAAACUUACUUACACCUGCUGGAAUCCAACCUCUCAUACCAACAGACUGUGAUACGGUUAAUGGAAUCACAGACUAUUCCUACAAGGGACUUAAAUAGUUCCAUUAGUAAUUAAGGUACACAACUGGUGGGACACCUCCAAGAGUCAGGCCCGAGCACUUUAGGUGGUUCCACCCUACAAAACACACCUAUGGCAACCCCAUAAAUGGGUUCAUUGUGCAUAUGUGAAACAACUGCUUCACAAACCAGAGGGUGGUCCACCUCCAGGGGUUGGCAGGGUAGACAAUAGUGUACCAUAAACAUAAGCUGGCAUUGGGUCCAUAUAAUUAGAAAUCCAUUUCUGACAGAACUUAAAUUUGCCCAUUGACCAGUUACACACACAACUGUUUAUAAUUUUACCUGACCCAAAUUCAUGCAUCUCAGUGUAAAUCCAAACCAUCUACCCCUGUGGUGAGUUCGUAAAUGUGUGCGCUGUGCUGACAUGAUGGGCGUGGCCCACAUCACAGAAUCACCACACCUAGGGGUCAUCUGUAAGUGGAGAAAUAAAAAGAAAAUAUAAUUAAAGCUUACUUUAUGUUUCUGCUGUGUCUUGUUAGGGUACUAACAAAAAACGGAUCUAGAAAGCGCUGACACAGUAUAUUUAAAAAAGUAUGUUUUAU
Molecule: messenger RNA, 1858 nt
Organism: Pseudophryne corroboree (corroboree frog)
Lineage: Eukaryota; Metazoa; Chordata; Amphibia; Anura; Myobatrachidae
Exons: 7
Coding region: 1-1314 (437 amino acids)
Source: RefSeq, a predicted model, not a curated record